CGUUCAUGUAUAUCCACACGUUUACGUUAACAGGCUUUCCAAUGGGACUGUAGGUAAUAUCACUGAAACAUGCGGUCAAAGGUGCUAGCGUGUUUUAAGUCGCUCCACAGAGCCAGGUUAGAUGUGUUCAAGGGAGAUCAGUAUGCAUUAGCUGUUUGUAGAUCAAGGAUAAAUGAUGAAUUUCAGAAAAAUAAAAAAGAAACUGACGCAGAGAAAAUACAAGGAUUGUUAAAGUUGGCGAAAGAUACUGAGACUCUGCUGAGGAAAACGGUCAUACAAGCUGUCCUGAAUGAUAAAGGCAAUUAUGAGUUGAAAAUACGAGAGGAAACUGAACUACUUGACAACUUUGUGCCCCCAUCGAUGAGAUCGCCACCAACGAGGAAAUCCAGAAAGGAUAGGUGAUGUGUUAUGGAACUGGAAGAUUUGUAGAUGCGUUCAUAUUUGUUACCUAAAUUUUAUUUGUCAAUAAAUUGUUGAAGUUUUGUGAUACAGUUACAG
Messenger RNA from Saccoglossus kowalevskii, 498 nucleotides. Its product is annotated as complex III assembly factor LYRM7-like. Lineage: Eukaryota; Metazoa; Hemichordata; Enteropneusta; Harrimaniidae. Gene Ontology annotation, biological process: mitochondrial respiratory chain complex III assembly. The record is from RefSeq and is a predicted model, not a curated record. Gene Ontology annotation, cellular component: mitochondrial matrix. Gene Ontology annotation, molecular function: protein folding chaperone.